Molecule: messenger RNA, 2837 nt
Organism: Aspergillus candidus
Lineage: Eukaryota; Fungi; Ascomycota; Eurotiomycetes; Eurotiales; Aspergillaceae
Product: SWI/SNF chromatin-remodeling complex subunit SNF5
Exons: 2
Coding region: 224-2476 (750 amino acids)
Biological process (GO): chromatin remodeling; regulation of transcription by RNA polymerase II
Cellular component (GO): nuclear chromosome; SWI/SNF complex; nucleus
Molecular function (GO): transcription coregulator activity
Source: RefSeq, a predicted model, not a curated record
UCGCUGUUUGCCUCCCCGACGCUGGUCGCGCCUCGUGCGCCGGCGCGUCUGGGCUGCACGGUUCAAGUCUGGCUAACCAGAACUCCGCUCCAGAUCCCCGAUAAGGAUGCGAUCCUGAUCGCCUCCCUUUCUCGCUGACCAUCGUUAUUUGGGUAUUCCUGUGCAAGGUAUAUCCUGGGGAACUCGAAUCGCCUGAACCCAUCAUCCCCGCCGUCCACUCAUCAUGCCGUCCCCCGACCUUUCGCAUACGCGCCCGCCGCCGACCGACCUCCACGAGAAUUCUAAUGGCUCGGGCGCGCCCGCGGCCUUGCCGGAUCAAGGCGCUAACGGUGACGCGAUCGUCGAGGGGAAACAGCAGGCCAAAGCCACGCUGGCUGCCUCCGGGGUGCCGUUGAACGAGGACGCGUCGAACGGCCAUUCGGAUUCCGGCAACGGCGUCUCCAAGAAGCGGUCACACGACGGGUCCACCCGGUCCUUGCCCGUGCGCGUGCGCGAGACUCCGGCGGAGAAGAUCCUGCUGGAGGACUACGUCAACCGGGAAUUCCACCACUCGGCGCUGACCGCCUGGCACAACCCGAGCCAGACGCUCGUGCAGGAGAAGCGCGCCGAGCGAGACUACCUGCUGUCCGUUCGACGGGACCACCACCUGAAUCCCGCCGCCUUGUAUGGCAUCGGCUACCAAGGGAUCGGAAACCCCCGCACCGAUCUGCGAAACCCACACCCUCAGCUCCUGUAUCCGUCCAACCGGCGGCGGCCGGGGAGCCGGCGAACCCGCGAACUGCGGGUGUCGCGCAAGGACCUCAAGACGCAGAACGAGCAGAUCGAGGACCUGGUGCCCGUCCGGCUCGACAUAGACUGGGAGAAGAUCAAGAUCCGAGACACGUUCACGUGGAACCUGCACGACCGCGUUGUCCCGCCGGAUCUGUUCGCGGAGAAGCUGGUGGAGGACCUGGGCCUGGCCCUCGAGGCGUCGGGCCCGCUGGUGCGGAUGAUCACGCAGCAGAUCCAGGAGCAGCUCUGCGACUACUACCCGCAGAUGCACAUGGAGGAGGAGCCGCUCGACCCGCACCUCCCCUACAGCGCGUACAAGAACGACGAGAUGCGCAUCCUGGUCAAGCUCAACAUCACCAUCGGGCAGCACACGCUGAUCGACCAGUUCGAGUGGGACAUCAACGACCUGCACAACUCGCCCGAGGAGUUCGCCGCGCGCAUGACCGAGGACCUGUCGCUGUCGGGCGAGUUCGCCACGGCCAUCGCCCACUCGAUCCGCGAGCAGUCGCAGCUCUUCACCAAGUCUCUUUACAUCCUGUCGCACCCGUUCGACGGGCGCCCGAUCGACGACCCGGAUCUCAAGACGGCCUUCCUGCCGACGCCGCUGCACUCGUCCUUCCGGCCCUUCCAAGCGGCCAAGGAGUUCACGCCGUACCUGUACGAGCUGAACGAGGCGGAACUCGAACGCACCGAGGUGUCCAUCUCGCGCGACCAGCGGCGACAGAAGCGGUCGGUCAACCGACGCGGGGGGCCGGCGCUGCCAGACCUCAAGGACCGACAGCGGACGAUCCGGACGAUGCUGGUGUCGACGGUGAUCCCCAACACGGUGGCGUCGAUGGACGAGAGCAACGUGUUCAAGCGGCUGGGGUCGAGCCGGUCGCGGCGCGCCGCGGUCGGGCUGCGGGACGGCGCCGACGAGUCCGACGAGUCGGACAGCGACGAAUCGUCGAUGGUGGGGUCGCCGGCCAUCGGGCCCAACCUGGCGCAGGGCACGGCGCGCACGCGCGGGAUGCGAGGAGCAGCCACCGCCGCGCAUGCCGCCCUGCGCGCCAAUCUCCACCAGUCGGCCACGCCCGAACCGCACCACGAGAGCCGGGCGUCGUCCCGCCGACAGACGAUCCGGGAGGAGAGCGUGGACGAGCCAGACCGACUGGUAGUGACGCUGAAGGUGCCGCGGGAACGAUUCCGGCAGCUCCUGACGCAGCCCGCCGCGCCGACCACUACCGCUGCGCCGUCGUCCCAGCAGAGCACGCCGCUGCCGCCGACUCCGUCGCAGGGGUUAUCAGCAGCAGUGGCCACGCCGCAUUUAGAGGGACAACUCCAGCAACGACCGAUCCCGGCGCAUCAGAUUGGGGCGAUUGAUGCGACACAGCCUCCCCAGCCGGGGGUGCCAGGGCCCCCACCCCCAAACUGGCUCGCUGCCGGACUGGCAAAACUGAAACGAUCCUACCCCAAUGACUCCUUCGAAGGCGUAAUGCGCUACACAGCAGUCGACACAGAGACCAUGCUCCCCGUAGCCAACGCCAACAACCCAUCCGGCCACAAGCUCAAAUACCAGUACCUGCCGCGCAUCCGCUGCCACGACUGCCCGGGCAAACUCUACACGCCUGGCCCGGCGACGACGGUGGAUAACUUUGAGGUGCAUUUGCGGAAUCGGCAGCAUAAGGAGCGGGUGGAGGAGCGGUUGGCGAGGGGCGGGAGCUAAGCUCGUUGUAUAGUUUUGUUAGUUGUUUGAUAGAGCGUUUCAUGAUCUAUUUUUCCUUCUUGUUUCUUAUCAUUACUUUUUUGUGUUUCUGUUGGUUAGCUGUGGUUGCUGUGGUUAGUACUGCUGAAUCCAUCCUCAUGACCUGUAUGUCACGUGAUAGACGGUGCCCUGGUCUCUUGAUCCUUGUCUUGUUGUGACAUGGAACUGGGCUCAAGAGUGAUUGAUAUAUCACUUGCUGGUCUGUCACUGCUAUGCAGUGUGUGCAGUCUAGUGUAAUGCUGUAAGUCUAGCCUGAUCUUGUCUAGUCUAAUCCCGCAGUUGAUAUCCACACACCAUGAGAUAGAGAUGGCCAGUGAAUAGU